AUGGAAUUCGACACUCUGCUAAAUACUUCAUUGGAUCUUAAUGUCACGCCUUUAGGAUUUCCAGAUGAGAGAAGUGCUUUGAUAGAUGAACUAAACCGAAUUAGUGCUGAAAACAAGAGGCUCACAGAAAUGUUAAUAGUAGUGUGUGAAAAUUACAAUGAAUUGCAAAGCAGAUUAAUGGAGUAUAAAACCAACAAUCCAUCAAUGGAUAACACUGCAGCAUCAAGAAAAAGGAAAACUGAAAUCAAUGGCUCAGCUUCUGAGAGCAGCUCUAGUGAUGAAGAGUCAUGCAAGAAACUAAAUGAAGAACACAUCAAAGCAAAGAUUUCGCGGGUUUUCGUUCAAACACAAGCAUCUGAUACAAGCCUUAUUGUUAAGGACGGAUAUCAAUGGAGGAAAUAUGGACAGAAGGUGACUAGAGACAACCCUUGUCCUAGAGCUUAUUUCAAGUGUUCUCAUGCUCCUACCUGUCCAGUGAAAAAGAAGGUUCAAAGAUGUUCAGAGGAUCAAUCCGUUCUAGUUGCAACUUAUGAAGGGGAGCACAACCAUCCACACACAUCCAAGCUUGAGAUGACUUCUGGCUCAAACCGCUGUAUGACACUUAGCUCGGUCCCUUGCUCCAACUCCCUUAGCUCGUCUCAACGGUCCAUUACUCUUGACCUAACGGAACAAAAGAUGAGUUACGAUGCGAGAAAUUCAAACGGCGAAGUUCAUACACCAGAGUUCCAACAGUUUUUGGUAGAACAAAUGGCUUCUUCAUUGACUGAAGAUCCAAAUUUCAAAUCAGCACUUGCAGCUGCUAUUUCUGGAAAAUUUCUUCACUAA
Messenger RNA from Fraxinus pennsylvanica, 825 nucleotides. The record is from the annotation of a GenBank genome assembly. NCBI's taxonomy places the organism in Eukaryota, Viridiplantae, Streptophyta, Magnoliopsida, Lamiales, Oleaceae.